This is a messenger RNA of Mizuhopecten yessoensis (Yesso scallop), 3150 nucleotides long. RefSeq lists its product as uncharacterized. The record is from RefSeq and is a predicted model, not a curated record. NCBI's taxonomy places the organism in Eukaryota, Metazoa, Mollusca, Bivalvia, Pectinida, Pectinidae. Bases 105 to 2726 code for a protein of 873 amino acids. The transcript is spliced from 5 exons.
CACCGAGUAUGUUUUAAUCGUCAGCCUAGAUUGUGCGAGAUGAAGGAAUCUCAGAAAAAUAACAUGAUAAGCUGACCAGUGCAGGCUGCAUACUGAAACUAAAGAUGAAGUUCUCGGUGACAUUGGAGGGUCAAAAAGAGUCAAAAUUAGACGGCCAUAUGAAUUCGAAGUCAGAGGGCAACGCAGAGUCUAAACAAGGGACCCGGACAGUGUCAAAGCAAGAGGGCAGACUUAAGUCAAAGCAAGAGGGCAGACUUAAGUCAAAGUCAGAGGGCAGACUUAAGUCAAAGCAAGAGGGCAGAAUUAAGUCAAAGUCAGAGGGCAGACUUAGGUCAAAGUCAGAGGGCAGACUUAAGUCAAAGUCAGAGGGCAGACUUAAGUCAAAACAAGAAACCAACACAGAGUCAAAGCCAGAGGGCAACACAGAGUCAAAAACAGGGAACAAAAAAGAGUUAGCAUCACAGGGUCGAAUUAAGUCAAAGCCAUUGGGCAACGGAGGGUCAAAACAAGAGACUCAAACAGAGUCAAAGCCAGAGGGCCAAAAACAGUCAAUACCAGAGGACCAAAUACAGUCAACACCAGAGGGCCAAAUACAGUCAACACCAGAGGGCCAAAUACAGUCAGCACCAGAGGGCCCAUUACAGUCAACACCAGAAGGCCAAAUACAUUCAUCACCAGAGGGCCAAAUACAGUCAAAACCAGUAGGCAAAAUACAGUCAAAACCAGAGGGCCAAAUACAUUCAUCACCAGAGGGCCAAAUACAGUUAACACCAGAAGGCAAAAUACAUUCAUCACCAGAGGGCCAAAUACAGUCAAAAUCAGUAGGCAAAAUACAGUCAAAACCAGAGGGCCAAAUACAGUCAAAACCAGUAGGCAAAAUACAGUCAAAACCAGAGGGCCAAAUUCAUUCAUCACCAGAGGUCCAAAUACAGUCAAAACCAGUAGGCAAAAUACAGUCAAAACCAGUAGGCAAAAUACUGUCAAAAGCAGAGGGCCAAAUACAGUCAAAACCAGAGGGCAAAAUACAGUCAAUACCAGAGAACCAAAUACAGUCAAUACCAGAGGACCAAAUACAGUCAACACCAGAGGGCCAAUUACAGUCAACACCAGAGAGUCAAAUACAGUCAACACCAGAGGGCCAAAUACAUUCAACACCAGAGGGCCAAUUACAGUCAACACCAGAAGGCCAAAUUCAUUCAUCACCAGAGGGCCAAAUACAAUCAAAACCAGUAGGCAAAAUACAGUCAAAACCAGAGGGCCAAAUACAUUCAUCACCAGAGGGCCAAAUACAGUCAACACCAGAAGGCCAAAUACAUUUAUCACGAGAGGGCCAAAUACAGUCAAAACCAGUAGGCAAAAUACAGUCAAAAGCAGAGGGUAAGACAGAAUCUGCGUGUUUGAAAAUAGACCUCACAUCUGCACCUGAUUUAUUGACGGACACAAGUAGUUUUCUUAUACAGGUAGCCCGUAACGACACCCAUGUUAUAUUUCAAAUAUUCAUAAAUAGAGUGCACGAAGGCCAGCAUAUCCAUUACAAGUGUCCAUACUUGCCUGCUCGUCCAUCACGCAUAACAGUAGUGGUUUAUGUACUAGAAAACAACAAACAUUCGUACACGGUCAGGGGAGGAGGCAAAGCUGCUGUAGCCGCUACCACAGGUACCGAACUUUCCUUGAAACUUACGCUAAAUCAGUGUGAUCCGUACCUGGAUCUGCACAUCAAGGACGCGGCAGAGAUUUCAUAUUGUUUUGAUGUCGAAUGUAUAGGACCAGAAAAGUACAUGAUGUCAAAUUUAGAGCACCUUAACCCUAAGAACGACGCCUUCAUCAUCAUCAUUCACCAGAGUUAUCCGUCCUUGACUUACGUCAUUCUGUACACCAGCACGUCAAACUUAACCUUCCCAUUCAGUAUUCUGCCAGCUACAGUGUACAGCGUGGUCGUGUUCAACGUGAAAAUCAUCCCAGUUGAUGCAUUUCUAGGAUAUUCACAUUCAAAGAUGUACCAGUUCCGUUCGUGCAUGACUCAAAACGAAAUAAUGGAGCUGUAUUUCAAAGCAGUUAGAUACCUUUCAAGACGACCUCGUGCUUUUGAUGUAAUUCCCCAUUUUUACCGUAAUAAGUCUCCUGAAUACUUUCAUGACAUAAUGUGGAACCGCAUGGGUGUGAUGCACAAAUACGACAAGAACUGGGGCGGCGAUCAGGCGUCGACACUUAACCAGAAUAUCAAGGGUCUUUUCUUCAGUUCUCAGAUCGACCCAAACACGGGGCGGCUUCCAGACUUCUCCUACUACGGCCCGGUCAGGUUACAUGUCCCGUCAAAGGCUUUCCUUCACCAGAACAUGAACAUGUACUUCGCUGACUUUUACUGUCAUUACGUUAACCACAAGGUUCAGUUUGUAUUGACGGUCAAAGGAAGUGCCACAGACCAGUUCUGCAGUGAACGUUUGUUGUUGGUCGACCAGGAACACAAUCCGUUCCUUGUUCGUGUUGGUAGCGGUCACCAAAGUUUCAUAAAGGUGACAAAGAACAUCACCGUGGAGUUGUUCUACACAGAAGACGUGCCUAUAAAAACUCUCAUGCUAUUGUUCCCGGGGCAGGUAUUUUUUCUGCAGACAAUACAAAAGGGAAAAGCCAAAUCUAUGGUCAUUGGUAUCCCUAAAAACAAGGACUGUAAGGUUUGUAAUUUGGACUGUUUUCUCCGAGCCAGACAAGCAGUACACGGACGCUAAAACGUAACAGCACUGUUAAAAUAUACUGCCAUAAAGGUGUAUCUGUAUCAACACAAACUGUGAUAGUUGUAUUGGAUUAGUACAUCACUACGACAUACAAAACACAUUAUUUGUAUCAGUGUACAGUUGCUAGGGGCAAAUGGCGAAUAUAAGUGUAUAUCUGCCAAAUAUUCGACGUAUAUACGUAUGAAUUAAAACACAUCAUUAUUGCCUUUUAAUUGAAAUUUUAAUAACUGUAUUACAAAGCAAAGAAAGAAAUAGAAACAACUAUCUAAAAUAUGUAACUCGAUCUAAAAAGCAAAAAAUUAUUACAAAAGUAAAUCAAAAUUUAACUGCUGUGCUAAAGUAAGUUGCAUGUAAACUUGCAGUGUAGUUUCAUAAUUACUUUGAAUUGUUUCGGUGUUCUUCAUUAAACAUUAAACAU